Messenger RNA from Mirounga angustirostris (Northern elephant seal), 1398 nucleotides. Its product is annotated as histone-arginine methyltransferase CARM1-like. Bases 1 to 1398 code for a protein of 465 amino acids. Lineage: Eukaryota; Metazoa; Chordata; Mammalia; Carnivora; Phocidae. The record is from RefSeq and is a predicted model, not a curated record. Gene Ontology annotation, biological process: peptidyl-arginine methylation. Gene Ontology annotation, molecular function: protein-arginine N-methyltransferase activity. The transcript is spliced from 13 exons.
AUGGACUUAACGCUACUUGUGACUUUGCUGCUACCAGCAGAUCAGGCCUUGCCCUUUGACGAAGUAAGCAAAGAUGUCCCCGAUGAAAGCAAAGUUCAAGAGCAAAAUGACAAUCCUCAUAUUCCCUUACGUCUCACAAGGCAUUAUAUUAAGAAGAAGAAAUGGGGAGCCUUGAAAAAAGGAGAGAAAUCCGGUGGCGUCUGUGUCUUUAAAUGCUUACUCAACAGAGACACUGAAUGUUGCCGCGUGGGCAAGGAAUCCAUCUUGAUUACUCUGGGAUAUAACAGUGCUUUGCUGAAGUUUGAAUCUCCAACUGAUCUCAGCUCAUUUUCAAAUACCUUGAAAAGAUGCCGGAAUGAGAAAAAGGAAUCCUCAGUGUUCAGCCAGCGGACAGAAGAGGCUUCUGCUGUGCAGUACUUCCAGUUUUAUGGCUGCAUUUCCCAGCAGCAGAACAUGAUGCAGGAUUUUGUGAGGACAGCCACUUACCACAGAGCCAUCCUCCAGAACCACAUUGACUUUAGAGACAAGGUUGUUCUAGAUGUUGGUUGCGGAUCAGGAAUACUGUCAUUUUUUGCUGUGCAGGCUGGAGCUAGGAGAGUGUAUGCUGUUGAAGCCAGUUCAGUCGCACAAUAUGCUGAGAUGCUGGUGAAAAAUAACCACCUUUCCGACAAGAUCAUUGUUGUGCCAGGGAAAAUUGAAGACAUCUCUCUUCCUGAGGCUGUGGAUGUGAUCAUUUCUGAACCGAUGGGUUACAUGCUGUUUAAUGAAAGGAUGCUGGAGAGUUACCUUCAUUCCAAAAAAUGGCUGAAAGCAAACGGAAUGAUGUUCCCAACAUUCGGCGACAUCCAUUUGGCCCCCUUUUCUGAUGAACAGCUCUACAUGGAACACUACUCCAGAGCCAACUUUUGGUACCAGCAAUGCUUCUAUGGGGUCAACCUGUCCAGUCUCCGGGGGGCUGCAGUGGAUGAGUAUUUCAGACAGCCAAUAGUAGACACAUUCGACAUUAGGAUUUUGAUGGCUCGGACGGUCAAAUACACAGUCAACUUUAUGGACGCAGAAGAGGCAGAUCUCCACAGAGUAGAAAUCCCCUUUGUGUUCCAGCUGACGCAGUCUGGCCUCGUCCACGGCCUGGCGUUCUGGUUUGACGUGGCCUUUGUCGGAUCUCUGGUAACAGUUUGGCUGUCAACAGCCCCAACUGAGCCUCUGACUCAUUGGUAUCAGGUGCGGUGCCUUCUUCACACUCCUCUCUUUGCCAAAGAAGGAGAGACCCUCUCAGGGAAAGUGCUGUUUGUAGCCAAUAGACGACAGAGCUAUGACAUUCAGAUUGUGGCGCUGGUAAACCAGACAGGCUUCAGAUCUGGGAACAUCCUCGAUUUAAAGAAUCCUUUCUUUAGGUAA